CAACAAUAAAUUAAACAUAUUUGAAAUGAAAUUGUUCAUCAUCUUAGCUUCAGUGGCUCUGGCCCAGGCUGCCAAACUGGACAGGACCUACCUCCCACCCAACGCACAAGCUGCCGCAGGAUCUGCCUUCCUCGAGACUCCUCGUCAGUCCAACGGAUUCCGCGACCAAUCCGGUGCUUACUCCAACCCCAACGCGUAUGCCCAGACUGGUGCUAACUCAGGCUUCGAAGCUCGUCCCGAGCGCGCUCAGGCUGCCUUCGAGAGGAACGCUGCUAUCCUCCGUCAGGACAACUCCAAUGAUGGAGAGACUUACGCGUACGCUUAUGAAACUGAGAACGGCAUCUCCGCCGAGGAGAACGGAGUGGCGACCAAUGGAGUCCAGGCUCAGGGCGGUUACACCUACACUGGUGACGACGGCCAGGUCUACUCUGUGAGGUACACCGCUGACGAGAACGGUUUCCAACCCCAGGGCGACCAUCUCCCCACUCCUCCCCCUAUCCCUGAAGAGAUCCUAAAGGCUCUGGAACAGAACGCUCGCGAUGAGGCUGCUGGCAUCUUCGAUGAUGGAUCUUACAGCGAAGGUAAAUACGCCACUGAUAACCAACAACAGUACUACAACAACGCUGCUCUCGGCAACGACGCUACUGGAAGCGGCAGCUCCGUCGCCGGCGUCCAGAAAGCGUACCUCCCUCCCUUCGCUCAGCGCAACAACCAGAGGAGCGGAGCGAGGCAAUCCUCCUUCAACGCGAGAGACGGAUACCGUUACUAGAGACUGUGAAAUAACUUGUUAAAAUAAAUUAUAUUUAUUUCUAAAUGUA
Molecule: messenger RNA, 818 nt
Organism: Helicoverpa zea (corn earworm)
Lineage: Eukaryota; Metazoa; Arthropoda; Insecta; Lepidoptera; Noctuidae
Product: cuticle protein 2-like
Exons: 4
Coding region: 26-769 (247 amino acids)
Cellular component (GO): chitin-based extracellular matrix
Molecular function (GO): structural constituent of chitin-based larval cuticle
Source: RefSeq, a predicted model, not a curated record